AUGGGAAUGGCACGGGGCAGGAGCGAUCACCUGUGGAGCAAGAGCUUCUUUGCCGGCUGUCUGCAGCGGCUCAAGCACGGCGGAAUACUUUCGACACAGCUCGGCGCCUGCCUGCUGCGUCCGGACGGUUUAGCCUUGUCCCCUACUGUGGCGGCGGGCCUGGCCCGGCUCAAGCAGGCCGGCUUCCAGACGGCCCGUGCCUACACAGCUGAGAUCCCUUCGUACGGUGGCCUGGCAGUCUUCGGCAUGGCAAGCAACGGGGCCAGCCAGCAGGAGUCCUGUCUUGCCCUGCUGGCGUCCAGCGCCUGCAGAGUCGCAGGAAGAGCAGAUGCUACCGAGGUCCCUCCAUGGAGGUCCCGUGCCGCAGCGCGUGGCCUGGAAGGGCCACAACCCAUGAAAGGAGUGGCGGAUUCCAUCGAGGCCGCCUUCAGCUUGCCCGCCGCACUUGCUGCAGCCAUCGAUGCGGAUGCAGAUGCUGAUGCCUCUGGACUCGCCACAGAAGCAGAGGAAACUCGCUCGCAGUCUUCAGAACAAGAUCGCCAGGAGAAAAGCUGCAUGCAGCAAAGAAGGAGGCUUUUCUCUUUCUUUCUCUCUAAUGCUGGCUCGACUUGUGUGAACUACGCAGGCUCGGAUCGCGGUCGUGGACCCGCUUACAGUGGCAGCUACGCGCCGGAGGUCAGCCCCGAAGGCCACAGCUACACUCCGCAGGGUGCCCGUACCUGA
Symbiodinium necroappetens is the source of this 723-nucleotide messenger RNA. The record is from the annotation of a GenBank genome assembly. NCBI's taxonomy places the organism in Eukaryota, Dinophyceae, Suessiales, Symbiodiniaceae.